AUGCAGCAAAUGUUUUCGCGGCGGGAACGCUCUCCGUCGCGAGGGAGGCGCUCGCAGGAGCGCAGGAGGUCGCCGACGCGCUCGCCACGACGGGCGGCGUAUCGCGCAGAUCCGGCUACGCCCGUGGGCGUACGUGCUGGAGGACGCGGAGCGGAUCUGUACAUCAGAUCGGAGCCGAGAAGGCAGCCCGCAGCCAGCGAUCCGUGGGAUCUAGCAAGAGGCCAGCACGGAGUGGAUGACGACGUGGACAUGGACACGCCAAGCGUUGAAGGCGAAGAGGAAGAGCUCGACGGAGACGAUUCCCCUGCUGCGCGGGGAGGCGGGAGGCGCGCUGGCGCCGACGGAGACGAUUCCCCUGCUGCGCGGGGAGGCGGGAGGCGCGCUGGCGCCGACGGAGACGAUUCCCCUGCUGCGCGGGGAGGCGGGAGGCGCGCUGGCGCCGACGGAGACGAUUCCCCUGUUGCGCGGGGAGGCGGGAGGCGCGCUGGCGCCGACGGAGACGAUUCCCCUGCUGCGCGGGGAGGCGGGAGGCGCGCUGGCGCCGACGGAGACGAUUCCCCUGCUGCGCGGGGAGGCGGGAGGCGCGCUGGCGCCGACGGAGACGAUUCCCCUGCUGCGCGGGGAGGCGGGAGGCGCGCUGGCGCCGACGGAGACGAUUCCCCUGCUGCGCGGGGAGGCGGGAGGUGCGCUGGCGCCGACGGAGACGAUUCCCCUGCUGCGCGGGGAGGCGGGAGGCGCGCUGGCGCCGACGGAGACGAUUCCCCUGCUGCGCGGGGAGGCGGGAGGCGCGCUGGCGCCGACGGAGACGAUUCCCCUGCUGCGCGGGGAGGCGGGAGGCGCGCUGGCGCCGACGGAGACGAUUCCCCUGCUGCGCGGGGAGGCGGGAGAUGCGCUGGAGCCGACGGAGACGAUUCUCCUGCUGCGCGGGGAGGUGGGAGGCGCGCUGGCGCCGACGGAGACGAUUCCCUUGCUGCGCGGGGAGGCGGGAAUGGAGAAAGAAUGGGAGAGGGUGACGGACAGAGACAUCGCGAGAAAGCAUGGAACGAGGAAAGGGGAAGGAGGAAGGAAGAGCGCAUACCUGGAGCACGGAAAAUAAAUGAUAGGGAGCAGGGCUGGGGUGAGGGAGUUGAGCGCCAGGCCACAGAACGUCAAGGGAAAGAAAGGAGCCAUGGCGCACCUGCUGGAGUGUUCCACUCGCCCGACCUGAGGCAGGGGUAUGAGCACAGGCGGCGUAUGGCGAGAGGUGACUGGAUAGGCUUAGGACUGCCGAGGAGGGGAGAGCGAUGCGGUGCUGAAGAAGGAGGCAGGGACGGAGGAAGGGAGCGAGCAACGAAGGUGAGGGCAUGGGCAGUGGCAGAAGAGGAGGAGAAGGAUGAGAUAGUGAGGGAAUGGGCAGUGGCAGAAGGGGAAGAGAAGGACGAGAAGGAGGAGGCGGGAGUGUGCGAUUUAGUAGCAGCAGGCACUGAAGGGAAGAAUGAGAGGGAGGGGACCUGGGCGUGCGUACCAGCAGCCGCGGAAGCAGAAGAGAAGGAGGAGCAGGUGGGGGCAGGAGUGAGCGAACUUGCAGCAGGAGAAGUAGAAGAGAGGGACGUAGAGGCGGGGGCAAGGCCGUGUGUACCAGCGACAGCAGAUGCAGAAGGGAAGGGCGUGAAGGAGGGAGCGGUGAAGAAAGGAGGGGAGAAGGAGCUGAGCAGUACAGACAUGGGAGGGAGUGGUUGGCAGCCAGCGCUAAGGACAGCGGAGUUGUUCGGGGAAAUCAGGGCAGGGGCAAAGACUGGCGUGACAGUGAAGGAUCGGAUGCAAGCAGAGGAGCAAGCGCAGGGAAACAAGCUGGCGGAGCAGCAUGUGAGGAAGCUGCGGGGAGGGAGGCCAGAGCUGCUGGGGGAAGCAGAGCAGGAGAGUAAGGAAUGCUCGGUCUGCAUUGCGCACGGUGGUGUGGGCACCAACUUCGGCGCCAAAGGAGAAGGGGCAACCGAUGUGCAGACCCAGGCAAUGCGGAAGCAUCAGCGCACAAGGAAGCACCGCCGAGCUGUGCGUAGACAGAGGACAGCUGAGGCAGCGCUCAAGGCUAACCGCCGAAUCGACGACAACGCGAAGGCGACAGGCAUUGAGAAGGAGCGCCUGAUCUCGCUCUUCGAGACCGCACUCUUCCUCACUAAGUCCGAUGCCCAGAUCGAGAUGUUCGUGGGCCUCGUCCGACAUCUGGCGCAGCGUGGUACGCCUGGCUUCCCAAAGAGCGGUUAUGGUUCCUACUAUACGACGGAAGCUCUAGCUGCAAAGGAUGCGGCUAAGGCACUACCAGAGAUGGGCAUUAUCGACGCGGUUAUCCGCGCAGUGGCGGAAGAUCUCGGCAGAUCUAAGCCCUACAACCACAAGUUCAAGGAGCUGCAGGAAGUCUUCACUCAUACCAACCUCGAGGUCCAGGGGAUCCAUUCCGUCCGCUGGUUAAGUCGCGGCGAUGCUAUUGCACGAUUCGUCCGCGUUCUGCCUGCUGUGAUCGUUCUCCUCGAGGAGACGGACGCGGCGAUGUACCUCCUGGUGACAUUGUUCAAAUUUCAUUUCUUCCUGUUCUUCCUGGCGGGCAUGCACACGGCACUCAACGCGCUCAACCUGCGAUUCCAGAAACGACAUGUUGACCUCACUGCAGUGCACUCCCAGGUGAGGCGGACCAUCAUCUACAUCGAGCAGAGGUACCUGAACUGUGGCCAGCAGUUUGGCGGUGGGACCAGCGAGCUGCUGUCUGCAUUCCUCGCGCGGCACGCCUUGCCAGACUGCCGUGAAGUGAUUGUGGAGGGGGUGGACAAGGAGGGUCAGAGCAGCAGGAAAAGGCGCCCCAGCAAGCGCAAGGAGCACGCUGCACCAGAGAAGGAGCGGGCCAAGUUUGUUAAGGGGAGUGGCCGCCGGGUGCUGCAGGUGGAGGAGGAGCUAGACGAGGGCAUGCAUGGUUCUGCAGGCGAUGACAGUGAGAGCGAUGGUGGUGACAGUAGCAGUGGUGGUGAUUGUGAGAGUGAUUCUGACGAUGAGAUGAGUUAG
This is a messenger RNA of Closterium sp. Naga37s-1, 3033 nucleotides long. The record is from the annotation of a GenBank genome assembly. Lineage: Eukaryota; Viridiplantae; Streptophyta; Zygnematophyceae; Desmidiales; Closteriaceae.